AUGCCUCGUGAAAAGCAAAAGAGAGGCCGUCGGGCCGAGCAGAAAGCCCAGAAAGAAGACUCAAAGCGCGAGUACGACGACACCAUCGAAGCCCCCUCCGCAAAACGCAUGAAACCUUCGAACGAUGCCGACGACACCAUCGAGCCUGCGUUCACAGAGGGUGCGGAUUAUAUUCCCUUCGACGAUGAUCAAGCCGAACAACAAGAAGCAUUUGAGAACGGAGACGAAGGAAAUGGCGAUACACCGUUUUACGGAUUGCUGGACAGCGAUGAGGCCGAGUAUUUCUCUCGUGCAAACGAAAUGCUCGAAGCCAACCAGUUCCACGACGCCGAGGAGCGCAAUAUAUUCAUAGAGAGUGUAUAUCAGGAAGCCAAUGGCAAGGAAUUGAAGAUUGCGUGUAGUCAGGGCUGCUCGAGACUGAUGGAAAAGUUGAUCUCCAUGUCAGACGCUCGACAGAUUCGACGCAUUUUUGGAAAAUUCCUCGGUCAUUUCCUUCAUCUUGUACAGCAUCGAUUUGCGAGCCACUGCUGCGAAACACUAUUCAUCCACGCUGCACCUGCAGUCAUGCAGAAGACGUCGAAAUCUCGUGCGAAGAAAUCAGAGGGCGGCGAGGAGGGAGAGGAGUCGGACCUGUCGCUUGCAGACAUGUUCCUGCGCGUGAUUGAGGAAUUGAAAGAGAACUGGGGCUAUCUUCUGACGGAGCGAUUUGCCUCGCAUACGAUUCGCGUCUUGUUGCUGGUACUCGCUGGAGAGCCGGUCGACGUUACGUCUAAAGAUUCCGUGGUUGCAAGUCGCAAGAAGGAAAGGUUGGGUCUGCCGGCCGCUGGCGCGCAAGAGGAUAAAGAUCAAGCGCCCACUCAGAAGCGUGGCGUCCCCGAAUCUUUCGAGUCCGCUCUCAAGAAAAUGAUGAGCGAGAUGGUUGCUGGAGUGGAUGACACUUACUUGAGGGCUUUGGCGACGCAACCCAUUGGAAACCCUGUUCUUCAGGUCCUUCUCUUCUUGGAACUCUCCCACUUUGGCAAGUCCAGCGCCAAAGAUCCCAAAUCCAUCCUCCGCCGAUUAGUUCCGGAUGAGUCUUUCGAGGAAGGCACAGAUAGUGCAACCUUCAUUCGUGGUCUGCUAUACGAUCCCGUGGGCUCUCGGCUGGUGGAAACCAUGGUCCGAUACACGCCGGGCAAGGUCUUCAAGAACCUGUACAAGAACAAUAUCCGUGAUCGAAUCGGAUCCCUUUCUCGCAACAGCACUGCCGGAUACGUGGUCCUACGAACACUAGAGCGACUUGGCAAAGACGACCUGCAAAAUGCCAUGGAGCUGAUCAUCCCAGAGGUUCCCGGACUUAUCGAACGCUCCCGCUUGAUCGUUCCUAAGGUGCUGAUUGAGCGUUGCUUGGUUCGUAACGUCGAUACUAUACCUUUUGCCAAGGCGCUUCAAAACGCAUAUGACGCCGAUCCAACAGUCCGCCUUGGACAAAUGCUUCGACUCGACUCGGCUUCCGACGCCGGCACACGAUCAUUUGAAGAUGAGGAAAUGCACGAUGCCGAUGGAGAUUCUCACAAGCAACGCCAGAAUCAACAAUCAGGCCCCGGGUCGUCCGUUUCUGCUGCAGAGAAAUUGCACGGGUCACUGUUGACGCAAGUGAUGCUCACAGCCCCGGGCCCACUCAGUGAUCUCGUCUAUUCCAGUCUUCUAGCGCAGUCCCCCGAAACAAUCGUCCAGCUUGCCAAGGAGGCGACCUCAUCCCGUGUUCUACAACAAGCCUUGACUCUCCCAACCUCCACACUUCAGUUCCGACGACAAUUCAUCCCUCGCUUCCAGGGUCACCUCGCGGAGCUGGCGCAGGAUAACUCUGGGUCACACGUGGUUGACGCCCUUUGGCCCGCCUCCAAAGAUGUCUACUUUGUCAAGGAACGAUUGGCUCAGGAACUCGCGGAGCACGAAAUGACUCUCCGUGACUCCUUCCUCGGCCGCGCGGUUUGGCGCAACUGGUCGAUGGAUCUCUACAAGCGUCGUCGUGGCGAGUGGAAAGCUCGGGCCAAGGGUAUUGAACAAGACCCGGCCACCACUGGAGGGAGUGGAGAACGGCCCAAGUCCAAGUUGGAAUUGGCACGCGAGCGAUUUGCUGCCAAACAGGCUGCUGCUGCUGCUGCUGCUGCUGCUGAUGUCGCCCCGGCGGAGUCAUAG
This is a messenger RNA of Penicillium diatomitis, 2181 nucleotides long. RefSeq names its product RNA-binding RNA processing protein NOP9 (gene nop9). Bases 1 to 2181 code for a protein of 726 amino acids. Gene Ontology annotation, molecular function: RNA binding. The transcript has a single exon. Lineage: Eukaryota; Fungi; Ascomycota; Eurotiomycetes; Eurotiales; Aspergillaceae. Gene Ontology annotation, biological process: endonucleolytic cleavage in ITS1 to separate SSU-rRNA from 5.8S rRNA and LSU-rRNA from tricistronic rRNA transcript (SSU-rRNA, 5.8S rRNA, LSU-rRNA); endonucleolytic cleavage to generate mature 5'-end of SSU-rRNA from (SSU-rRNA, 5.8S rRNA, LSU-rRNA); endonucleolytic cleavage in 5'-ETS of tricistronic rRNA transcript (SSU-rRNA, 5.8S rRNA, LSU-rRNA). The record is from RefSeq and is a predicted model, not a curated record. Gene Ontology annotation, cellular component: preribosome, small subunit precursor; 90S preribosome; nucleolus.